Molecule: messenger RNA, 3245 nt
Organism: Lepisosteus oculatus (spotted gar)
Lineage: Eukaryota; Metazoa; Chordata; Actinopteri; Semionotiformes; Lepisosteidae
Gene: tmem63a
Product: transmembrane protein 63A
Cellular component (GO): plasma membrane
Molecular function (GO): nucleic acid binding; calcium-activated cation channel activity
Source: RefSeq, a predicted model, not a curated record
CCAGAAAUGUGACUUCUACGACAAAUGUCAGUUUUCAGUUUGUCAUAAAAGUAAAACCGAACUUGCGUUAUUAAACAAGUUAUCUUGAAAACAAACUAAAAAAACCUUGACCGUGCAACACAUUACCUCGAGUGUUUUUUUAGAAUAAUAGCUUGGUAUAAUAGACUUCCGAAACUCACCGUACAAGAAAAACUUUGUGACCACUGCGCAUGGGCGGACAUCAUACAACUUCCUAACUUUUUUUUACCUUGGAAAUUCGAAGCAGGAACGGUGGUUAUGGGGAAAUUUCAUCAGGGUACAUUGUUCAGACUUGUUCAAACUAUGGACUGAAGAUGGGUCUCCCGUUGAGUCCUCCCCUCUUCACAAUGGCGAAUAACACUGGCUCCAGCAUUAAUAACACGGAUUGUUUCAGCCCAGCAGAGGAGAGCACUGUACUGCGGGGGGUGCAGUUCGGAGGCAUCCCUGUUGUACUUCUGAUAGAUUUUAUCUUUUUUGGGAUCCUAUUGGCCAUCUUUUCUAUCAUUAGAAAGAUAUUGUGGGACUAUGGGAGACUGGCCCUGGUGUCUGAUGCCGACAGUUUCACAGGAACUUCUCACAGGAAAUAUGGAAGACUUUCCUCCACCAUUUCAACUUCUGAGGAACUUGAACAUGAGAGGGGAUUCUGCUCAUGGUUUACUUUUGCUAUACGAAUGGAUGAAGAAAAGAUCCAGGAAAAAUGUGGCAAGGAUGCCAUCUACUACCUCUCCUUCCAGCGCCGUCUCAUUGGGCUCUUGGCAGUUUUCAGUGUUUCUUCUGUGGCCAUUAUUCUGCCUGUCAACCUCUCAGGAAAUCUGAUAGGUACCGACCCCUACAGUUUUGGAAGAACAACUAUAGUAAACAUACAGAAGGAGAGCCAUCUUCUGUGGCUUCACACUGUGUUUGCCGUCCUAUACCUUGUGCUUACAGUAAUUGUAAUGAGACAUCACACAUCUCAGAUGAAAUAUUUGGACAAGGAUACUGUGAAACCUACUUUGUUUAUAUGUUCCAUGCCAAGAGAUGCAAGUGAAGAUGCUCUUAGAACACAUUUUAAUGACGCAUACCCAGGGUGUCGUGUCUCAGAAAUCAGUUUGUGCUAUGAUGUUGCAAAACUAAUCUUCUUGGACAAAGAAAGGAAACGUGCUGAGAAGAACCUGAUGUAUUAUAGAAAACUUCUGGAGCGCCACGGUGAGCAUGCCUUGAUUAACCCACGGCCCUGUGGGCAUCUCUGCUGCUGCCACACCAGUUGUUGUGAGGAGGUGGAUGCCAUUGAUUAUUAUAGCAGUACUGAAAACAGGCUGAAGGAAGAGUAUUCAAAGCAGCAGGAAAUUGUGUACUCCAAACCUCUGGGGAUGGCAUUUGUGACCUUUAAGAAUGAAGCAAUGGCAACCCUUAUCCUUAAAGACUUCAAUGCAAUCAAGUGCAGCGGGUGUAAAUGUCGGCCAGAUCCUCAGUCAUCAUCGUGCAGUCCCCUCCUUCAGGUGCAGCGCUGGACUGUCAACUAUGCAUCGGAUCCAAAGAACAUUUACUGGGAAAAUUUGUCAGUCCAAGGGGUGCGCUGGUGGUCCAGAUGUCUCCUUGUCAACAUGUUCCUCUUUUUAUUGCUGUUCUUCCUCACAACUCCCUCAAUUAUCAUCAGCACCAUAGACAAAUUCAAUGUCACAAAGCCCAUCUACUACUUGAAUAGUGCUGUCAUAAGUCAGUUCUUCCCCACCAUCCUCCUGUGGUCAUUCUCAGCUCUUUUGCCCACAGUUGUAUAUUAUUCCACAUUGUUUGAAGCCCACUGGACAAGGUCAAGUGAAAACAGAUGCAUGAUGCACAAGCUGUACAUUUUUCUGAUCUUUAUGGUUCUGAUUCUACCUUCCCUUGGUCUUACAAGUUUAGAUGUCUUCUUUCGAUGGCUGUUUGAUACCAAAUUUCUGUCGCAAGGCAAACUGAGGUUUGAGUGUGUCUUCCUCCCUGACCAGGGGGCUUUCUUUGUCAACUACGUCAUUGCGUCAGCCUUUGUGGGCAGUGGAAUGGAGUUGCUGCGCCUGCCCGGCCUGCUUCUCUACACAAUACGUAUGGCUCUGGCCCGCUCUGCUGCGGAGAGGAAGUAUGUCAAAGAGAACCAAGCCUAUGAAUUUGAGUACGGAGCAAUGUAUGGCUGGAUGCUGUGCGUCUUCACAGUGAUCAUGGCUUAUAGCAUCACCUGUCCUGUUAUAGUUCCUUUUGGUCUGCUGUACAUGAUUUUGAAGCACUUGGUAGACAAACACAACCUAUACUUUGCAUAUCUGCCAGCCAACCUAGAUAAGAAGACACACUACGGAGCAGUGAACCAGGCACUGGCAGCUCCCAUCAUCUGCCUCUUCUGGCUUUACUUCUUCUCUGUCCUGAGGACAGGUUUUACGGCUGAUACUUCCCUUUUCACCCUUGUAGUUUUGUGCAUCACUAUCUUUAUAUGUAUAAGUUACACCUGCUUUGGACAUUUCAAGUACCUGAGUCCUCAUAAUUACAAGAUAAAGGAAGAUGAAACAUAUGUUGUCAAGGAACAUUCUGGUAAACCUAUCUACCGUCCCAAAGUUCUCCAGACAACCCAGGAAUCCAGUGCCUUGGACCCUAAAGAACAGAAGUCAUAUGGAACUGUGGAGAAGAACCCCCUUCCAUUGAGUGACCAGGGCCCUGGCUUUCUGAUACAGCCGGGGAUAUCUGAGAUAUAGAAUCCAUCUCCUCUUUUCCUAAUAUUCCAAAACAGGACACCAAUUUCCUGUUACAUCCCAGAACUACAGUAACUAUGAUGAAAGCACGAUUUACAAGUUUAUUCAGAUAGGAAACCAAUCAUUGCUGUAGUCAUAAACCAGCAUAGGAACCAAAGGGGUGUAUCUCAAAGUUCAAUCUCUAAUAUACCAAAUCACUACUUUUAUGGUAUAGUGGUCUAGUUUUUCACCAUGUAUUUAUUUUUUAUAAAUAAACCAUUAAUUCUUAUAUAAUAAGCCACCUAAUGUGUUCUUCAGUACUUUCUAAAAGUUUGACAAAGAGAAAUGUUUUCACUCAGGUAAAAGUAACUCAAAUUUACCCCUUGCCCUUUUUUACCUCGUUAUAGGACAGCAGUUACACAGAUAUACAUUUGCGUAUGUAUGUGCCAAAAUAUGAGGAUUAAAUUACUUAUUUAAGUGAUUCUUGUAACCUCAAAGUGACUUCCUUGCCCCAUCUGGAGGAUUUUGUACUAUUAAUAAACCGCUCUAAGCAGA